AUAGCAGUCGUCAAAGAAAAACAGUGAAGACAUGAGCACUGAAGGUAAUCAGAGCACAGGAGGAGAAUCAGCCGUGGACACAAAAUCCGGCCGUCCUGGAUGGAAGCAAUUUCAGUGCCCCAUAGCUGAUCCACGCUUUCCCAGAGAAGAUGUGAAGCAGAUAUGGAUGGAAUGCCAGCAUGAUAGCUUCUGGUAUCGAGCUCUUCCUCUCUCUGCCGGCAGCAUGGCUGUGACUGGUGGUCUCAUAUACAGUGGUGUCUGGAAACAGUCCAAGCGAUUUGGGUAUUUCCCUAAACUGAUUUUGGCGGGUAUUGUGGGUUUUGCAGUAGGCAAAGCUUCGUAUAUCGGGACCUGCAGAGAGAAGUUCAACAACAAACUGGGACCAGAGUUCACAAAAGCUUUUGGUGGCCCUGGCUUUGGACCUGGUGGCUUUAGACCUGGGCAUAACCAUUGCAUCCAUGUGUGUGAAAAGUGCAAGCAACAAGAAGCACAGGCUGCAACAGUACCUGAUGCACCCACUCAGAGCUGAGGGUUUUGAGUUUCAGCAGGAAGCCACUUAUUAAACCAUGUUGUUUUUUGUUUAUAAUAAAAUCAAAUGAUUAAAGACUGAAUGUUUGUUUAAAAUAUGAUGCAACAGGAGGCAGCUGAAAUCAUCUGUAAUGGACCCUAAAGGUAACUAACCAGCAGGGGGCGCCAAGACACCACAGUCCAUUGUAACUAUGCUUCGCUGUGAACCUUUGUGCAACAGGUUCAUUGACUGAAACGAGCUGUAGGUGUGUCAAACAACAGUGCACUAAAAAUGUGGUUUGCGCAUGAGGUAUUUUGAAGAUAACAAUAAGCGAUGAAAGCUACUGUUGUUGGUCUCAAGUACAGUGUUUUACAUACAAUUAAGGUGGACGAGUAAGCUCUUAUAUUGAUAUAUACACCAACGGUAUCUGCUCAGCUUUCCAAAUUUCUGGAGGUUUUGAUUCAGUUUUAUGGCAUCAUCAUACUAUACAUGGGCGUAAAUCUGAUUUAACAGUAGGGGGGACAAUAAAUAUUAAAUUUCUUUCGAGCAUUUUUUUGAAGGGGACACAAAUAAUACAGCUGAAUUGUACUAUUAAAGAUUUGUCCCCACAGUUAAAAAUGGUUUUAUCAAAAUUAUUAUUAUAGCAUGGAGACUACGUCAUUAUGAUUAUUCUCAAAGUUUUUCUCAGGUUCAAUGGCAAAGCAAAUUUUUCUUCGAAACUAUUUAUUGCAUUGUUUGUUGUGUCGUUUACAUUCAAUAGACUGACUCCUGAAGCAGAAUAAAUGCAGCAAAGUACAUUUUCCAUACUCAUAAUAACUAACUUUAAAAACGUUAAAAUGACCGAUCAUAUUGUAAAUCAGUGAACCUGUGAGGUUCGUCUGCUAAACAGCCACAACUCCGAAAACAUUUUAAAAGUUGUUCACCCCCAAAAGAAUAGUCAUUAUACCCUCAAUAAAGCACAACACCCUUACCUGA
Molecule: messenger RNA, 1483 nt
Organism: Danio rerio (zebrafish)
Lineage: Eukaryota; Metazoa; Chordata; Actinopteri; Cypriniformes; Danionidae
Gene: ociad2
Product: OCIA domain containing 2
Source: RefSeq, marked provisional